This is a messenger RNA of Exophiala oligosperma, 1373 nucleotides long. RefSeq lists its product as uncharacterized. Bases 297 to 1247 code for a protein of 316 amino acids. Lineage: Eukaryota; Fungi; Ascomycota; Eurotiomycetes; Chaetothyriales; Herpotrichiellaceae. Gene Ontology annotation, molecular function: oxidoreductase activity, acting on the CH-OH group of donors, NAD or NADP as acceptor. The transcript has 3 exons. The record is from RefSeq and is a predicted model, not a curated record. Gene Ontology annotation, biological process: carboxylic acid metabolic process.
GCUUUUCCGCUGUCAUCAAUCUGUGAUCGCCUUGAUGCAAGGGUUUGGGGAGUGAACGUAUAAGGAUGCAUCCAAGAAAUCCGCGCAUUGUCGUAAGCAUAGACAAUCACACCACCAUGCUGUAGAGUAUGUAGCAGUAUGGUCAUUUUGCCCCCCAAACAACCGCUGAUCUGAGUCUCCAUCCAGUGCAAAGCUCACAGUGCAGUCUAUUAAUUUCUGGCAAAUCUCCCGCACGCGAAGAAGUAGCUGAACUGUGAUAAUGCCGUUUGGAUGAUCAGUUUGUGCAUCGAAUUCUGAUGGCCAGCAUGACGUCAAAAGUUGCCAUUAUUGGCAUUGGUCAGGUCGGAGCUGCCACCGCUUAUGCAAUACUGCAACGCUCAUUGUGCUCCGAGUUGAUUAUUGUCGACACAAAGACGAGUCUUCGAGAAGCUCAAGUGCUCGAUCUUUCAGAUGCAUCUUGUUGCGAGGGCAGCGAUACUCAGGUGCGGAUCGGCAGCUACCACGAGGCUGGCCAAUGUGAUAUUGUGAUUAUCACAGCAGAUUCAAGACGGACAAUCGGGGAGACUACAAUUCAGUCGCUUGAACGGAAGAAUGCAAACCUUCGCACCAUGAUUGAUGGAAUGAAGCCAUUCAACCAGAAGACAAUUCUUCUGAUCGUUUCCACCCCAGUCGAUAUCCUGACAUCCGUUGCGCAGAGAAUUUCUGGUUUGCCAACACAUCAAGUAAUAGGACUGGGCACUGCUCUUGAUUCAGUGCGUCUUCGCAAAAUAAUAUCCGGAAAACUUCACCUUGCUAGCAAGGAAGUCAAAACAUAUGUUUUGGGCGAGCAUGGAAGCUUUCAAUUCGUGCCAUUGUCCUGCGUCUCAAUCCAUGGGCAACCAUUGACUGGAGCAAUGCUGCCGAAAAAGAUCGAUCUGGCAGGUGUAGCUGAAGAAUGUAAGCACGAAGCGGAUCGUAUCGUUCAGGCAAAAGGCUCAAUCGCCUUUGGGGUAGGCUCGGUUGUGGCAGACAUUUGUUCCUCAGUCCUUUUGAAUAGGCGUGACACCUGGAGUGUCAGCCAUUAUCAGAAGGACCUUGAUUGUUGCUUAAGCCUGCCGGCUCUUAUUGGGAGAAAGGGAAUUGGGCUGACGGUGGAGCUACCGUUAACUGCAGAAGACAAGGUACAUCUGGCGAAAUCAGGAACUUCUAUCAAGGAACGAGUCAAUUGGUUAUUGUCAGGAGAAGAAGUUAGCGGGAUGACAAUGUAAUUUGCUGGGAGUUAUUUCAACAUAGUAGCAGGCGAAGCUUUUGAAUCAUAACAUGCGGUGUGCUCCAAUUACUAUACUAACUAUUUUAAUAGCAUUAAAGGCUCAAUAAUUAGAUGGCCUUUCCGU